Molecule: messenger RNA, 3951 nt
Organism: Aedes albopictus (Asian tiger mosquito)
Lineage: Eukaryota; Metazoa; Arthropoda; Insecta; Diptera; Culicidae
Product: facilitated trehalose transporter Tret1
Exons: 5
Coding region: 1217-2815 (532 amino acids)
Biological process (GO): carbohydrate transport; transmembrane transport
Cellular component (GO): membrane
Molecular function (GO): sugar transmembrane transporter activity
Source: RefSeq, a predicted model, not a curated record
GACUAGCAAGCGACCCGAAGUGGUUUAGUCUGACACCCAACGCGGCUUAGUUUGAAUCGUCCGUCCACAUUGUGAUCAGCAGCACAAGUACCGACGACGACGUCGCUUCUUGCGGUACCAGUUGGAGACAUCAUCGCUAUCCCAAAGACCAAAGUGUGAAGUGUGUUCAGUGAAAGGGGACAGCUUGAAGACAUUAGAUUGGAGGCUUUCCACAGUGCAGUUUAGUUUGAAGUGAUUACAUACAUAUAAGUAUAGGGACGUAUCGUUCUUGGUGUGCCCGCCCGGUAUAGACAUCCGAUGAACGACAAAAGCUGCUGUCAGUCCACGUCCAGCCGGGGACCAAUCUACACGGAGCUUCUGGAUCGUAGCAAGGAAACAAUUUAGCAUCACGGUCAGCCGCCGCCGCCGCUGCCUGAGCAUCUGGAAGGAUCGUGUUUGUGAUAAAUUCGGUUGAGCUCGGAAAGGCCCAGACAGAAGCCGGGACGAUCCACAACCGACCGCUAGCUAUCGAAGCGAAGGAUAUAGUUGAUGCCCUGCCGGGACUCAAUUGUCUCCGCUCGUAAUUAUCCCAUCCAGCAAGCGCGAGAGGUGGCGUCGAACGGUCGACGAAAGAUGACAGUGAUCUUCCCGCUGGCCGAAGCCGGUUAUCGUCAAUCCGCGUGGUGCAACUUCCCCGAAAGUGUAGUUUUCCUCUAGGAGAGCGCGCGUGUGUAUGUCGAAAUCAUCGUCGACCAAAAACCAAAAUAGUUCCCCCGCCAAACUGUGAUAUUGAUUCCUAUAUGAGUUGUGUGCAUAUGCAAGGCACCAGUUGUGACAAAUCGAAAAUAUUUCCAUUGUUUCACCUAAGUGCCGACGCGAGAACGCCGCGAGUGAAGAAGUGUGUUGCGUAUAAUAAUAUUCCCCCAACACCCAUUGUUGAUGCUGAUUGUUGUUGGUGCUAAGAGAAUAAAAAACAGACCUAUAAGCCGACAGGCAGAAAGUGCAUGCAUAUCCCCAGCAGUAGUGUUGAUUUGUUGUACUCUCAACGAUAGUAACAGUUUUAUCCGAUUCGCGUGAAGAAAAGCGUGUCAACGGCAAUCUGAGACUGAAUGCAGAAUUACUGCCGUUCGUUGGUAGAUCGUUCUGACGAGCACAGCUGAGCCUUAGAACAACACGAACGAGCUGAGCAGAGUGUGUAAAUAAAGUAUCAGAAGUAGGAGAAAAAAACAGCGAUAAAAUGACGGGAAUGGAAAACUCCGCCCUAGUGGAAAAGGGCCCGGUGCCCAAGAUAGUGACCACCAACGAGAAGGGCGUCACGCUACCGAAUCUCGAAGGCCAACCGGACAAACGCGAACGGGGCAAAGCCAUGCGCCAGGUGAUAGCGGCCUUCAUUGCCAACAUCGGUACCAUCAACACGGGUCUGAUUUUUGGCUUCUCAGCCGUCGUGAUACCUCAGCUGCACGCCAAGGACUCGCUCAUACCGGUGGACGAAAGCCAGGCAUCAUGGGUUGCAUCUCUCUCCGCCAUCGGAACUCCCAUUGGGUGCCUUCUCAGUGGCUAUGUAAUGGACAACUUCGGACGCAAGAAGGCCCUUCUGAUAACGGAAAUACCCAUGAUCAUCGGCUGGAUCGUAAUCGCUUGCGCCACCAACGUAGAGAUGAUCUACGCGGGGCGCGUCCUGACUGGGUUCGGUUCCGGUAUGAUCGGUGCUCCGGCUCGUGUGUACACCUCGGAAGUAACCCAACCGCAUCUUCGGGGGAUGCUUUGUGCACUGGCGUCGACAGGGAUCAGUUUAGGGGUGCUAUUUCAAUACACGCUGGGAGCGGUGACGACGUGGAAAACACUUUCGGCGAUCUCUGCAUGUCUUCCGGUGUUGGCGUUUGCGCUGAUGUUACUCAUGCCGGAAUCUCCCAAUUACCUGGUGUCCAAGAACAAACCGGAUCAAGCUCUGAAGAGUCUGGCUAAGUUGCGAGGAUCUACGUAUAACCUGGAGAAGGAAGUUAAUCAACUGCAGUCAUUCGCUCAGAAGAGUAACCAAAAGAAGAAACUGUCGCCAAAGGAGACAAUUCAAGCUCUGCUGCAUCCAUCCUGCUUGAAGCCAUUUGGAAUUUUGACUCUCUACUUCAUGAUGUACCAGUUCAGCGGUGUGAACACGAUCACUUUCUACGCUGUGGAGAUUUUCCAAGAUUCCGGCACCACAAUGGACAAGUACACGUGCACGAUUAUGCUAGGAGUGGUUCGGUUCAUCUUCACAAUCUUGGCCGCCAUAUUGCUCCGAAGGUGCGGUCGCCGACCAUUGACGUUCAUCUCCGGCAUCGGAUGCGGUGUCACGAUGAUCGGUUUGGGAACCUAUCUCUACUACAAGAAGUCUUGGGAAAUGGCUGUGCCUCCAAUCGCUCCUACGGCCACGUGGUUCCCAGUGGCGUGCAUCUUCGUGUUCACGAUCACUUGCACGCUGGGCUUUCUGGUCGUGCCCUGGGUCAUGAUCGGUGAGCUGUAUCCGAUGAAGGUCCGAGGAAUUGUCGGCGGGUUCACGACCUGCAUGGCACAUACCUUCGUCUUCAUCGUCGUGAAGACUUAUCCAUUCCUGGCACAUCUGCUGGAAAGGCAUGGUGCCUUUAUCCUGUACGGAUGCAUCUCGUUUUUAGGAACCGUCUUCUUCUACCUCUGUCUGCCGGAGACCAAGGGCAAGACGCUGCAGGAGAUCGAAGACUACUUCUCGGGCCGCAUCAAGUCGCUGAAGAAGUCCAAACAGCAGGAAGCCGAAGGCCAGCAGUUGAACAACAACUCCAAACCCCAACUGCUGACGGUGGAGAAGAACAAGCUGCUGCCGUAAAAAAAACAAGAGUGGUGGUCGGCCGGGCUGGUUCCACUGCCGUCAUCUCCAAUGGGGCCCCUUCUUCAGUCAGUGUGCCAUACGAGGAAACGAGAAGUAUUUUCAGUAGUUUGCUACGGAAACGGAAAGUGAUAUUUUUCCCAUUUUGUUUGAUUUGUCCCCACGAUGCGGUCCACUUUAUUAGACAGACCGCUACUACUUCCUUAAUUCUGUUAGUAAACUUCCCCUCCUGUUGGUCUAUAUUAGAUUCUACCAGUAAGUUUAUAGUUCUCAGUUCUAAUAGUAUUAUCUACGCACUUGACUUUUAGAAGGACUACAGUAGCAAAUUUGUUUUCUUUCUUUUUAUGUUUUUACUUAUGUUUUAUUUCUUGACAAUGAUUGUAUUGAAGUUCACAUUGAUUAUCAAAAGAAAAAAAAAAACUAUAUUUACAAAGAAUGGACAAAAUAAAGACGACGCACAUGUUUCAUUUCAAGACCAAUUGUGGCCGGAAAUCUAUCUAGAAAAUGCUCAAUUCGAACACGGAAUCGAGUUUGAAUGCAAACGAAAAAAAAAAACUGAGAAAAAACCGACGAUAAUGAUCUGAUUUAAUCGUGAGAGAGAGAAACACACGGUCCCGAAAACCAGCAACUUCUAGGAUAGGGAACUCAGGAAACCAACACAGACCAUAAUGUGCUUUAAAGACAGUGAGGCGGCCGUGUCCGCGAUCGAGAGCGUGUGCGAACUAGAGUUUAGAAGUUUCGAUGCGAUUCCUAGGGUUAGCACUACUCGCUAAUCUCGGUACUAUACUAACUAUAUUCUGUCAAUGUGAUAGCGGAUUUCAACUUACAUCGGAGGAGUUAAGUUAUCACCUAGAUACAACUUACUCAAUCGACUAAAGAAAAAUGAUAAACUGAUUAGCUAGGGUAGUACUUAAUAAAUAAUUCUACGCCAUUCAGCUUUCCCAGAGCCCAAAUGGGAAGACACAGAUAAGACAGUUAUGGCCGAUAAUAUAAUGCCUUAUGAGGGCGAAUGUGUUAAAAGUUCCAUGCGAUAUAAUUAUACACCUUCUCGGUAGGGUUCCGAAUACCGAGACAGUAAGAUAACUGCUGUAAUAAAGCGAUUGAAAUACCAUCUUUUUUAAGAACACUGAAAAACA